Rubroshorea leprosula is the source of this 1909-nucleotide messenger RNA. The record is from the annotation of a GenBank genome assembly. NCBI's taxonomy places the organism in Eukaryota, Viridiplantae, Streptophyta, Magnoliopsida, Malvales, Dipterocarpaceae.
AAUAGGAAGCUCUGUCUUGGGUCUGGAUUCUAAUGGAGGAGUUGCAGGGUGCUCUUCAAGCUGGUGGGUUAACUGUUUCCAACUUCCCUGACAAAGGCCGUUCUCUCGUCACCACCAGAGACUUCUAUCCAGGGGAGGUAAUUAUAAGCCAAGAGCCUUAUGUUUGCGUGCCAAACAACUCAAGAUGCGACGGAUGUUUCACAGACACAAACCUUAAGAAGUGCUCAGCUUGUCAGGUGGUCUGCUACUGUGGAAGCGUUUGCCAGAAGUUGGAUUGGAAGCUGCAUCGUCUGGAAUGCCAAGCUCUGUCUAAGCUUGACAAGGAGAGGAGAAAAUCUGUUACACCUACAAUCCGUCUAAUGGUGAAACUUUACCUUCGGAGAAAAUUGCAAAAUGAGAAGGUUAUCUCUGUUACUGCUACAGAUAAUUAUAAUUUAGUGGAGGCAUUGGUUUCCCAUAUGUUAGACAUUGAUGAGAAGCAACUGGUGCUCUAUGCACAGAUGGCCAACCUUGUCAAUUUGAUUCUUCAGUUGCCUGAGAUCAGCAUAAAAGAGAUUGCAGAAAACUUUUCCAAGUUUGCAUGCAAUGCACAUACCAUUUGUGACAGUGAAUUGAGGCCUCUUGGGACAGGAUUAUAUCCUAUUAUUUCUAUUAUAAACCACAGCUGCUUGCCCAAUGCUGUACUAGUAUUUGAGGGAAGGUUGGCUGUUGUACGUGCUAUGCAGCACAUACCCAAAGGUGAUGAGGUAUUGAUAAGUUAUGUUGAGACUGCAGCAAGCUCUACUACUCGGCAAAAGGCUCUCAAAGAACAAUACUUUUUCUCCUGUACAUGUUCCCGAUGCAUCCAAGUGGGUCAGUAUGAAGAUAUCGAAGAAAGUGCAAUUCUGGAAGGUUAUCGGUGCAGGGAUAAUGGAUGCAGUGGUUUCUUGUUACGUGACUCUGAUGACAAAGGAUUUGUAUGCCAACAAUGUGGCCUUCUUAGGGACAAGGAAGAGAUAAGAAAUAUUGCUAGUGAUAUCAAAGCCAUGUCAGACAAGGUUCUUAAGUCUAAUUCAUCUGGCAAUCAUCAGGACUCUGUUUUUAUGUAUAAGAAUAUUGAGAAACUCCAGAAGCAAUUGUGCCAUCCAUUUUCAAUCAGUCUCAUGCGGACACAAGAAAAGCUUCUUGAGAUAUUAAUGCAGCUGGAAGAUUGGAAAGAAGCUUUGGCAUAUUGCAGGCUGACCCUUCCAGUCUAUCAAAGAGUGUAUCCAGGAUCCCAUCCCUUGCUUGGACUGCAAUACUAUACUUGUGGAAAACUUGAGUGGUUGCUUGGGGAGACAGAUGAAGCUAUCAAAUCUUUGACAAAGGCAGUUGACAUACUACGAAUUACUCAUGGCUCAAAUACACCAUUCAUGAAGGAACUAUUGAUGAAGUUACAGGAAGCCCGUGCUGAAGCUUCAUACAAGCUUUCAUCUAGGGACGAGUAGCAACUCACCUCACAAACAUCAUUUGCAAUGGCCUUUAUUGCCCUGAACCAUGUCCAGAAAAUCGACAUGCUGGACCAUUGAAAAAGAACCAUGCAAUCUGUGCAUCUGCCAAUGGGAUAAUAGAUCAGGUAGUUAAGAUGAAUUCAUUUACAGCAAUUAUUCCUUCAAGGUGCAGUAGGGUUGAAGAAGGCCAUCUCUUAAAAAUUUUCAUUUUGAGCUUGUGGGUUGUUAGUUUUGCUUUGGGUUAACCAGUGGGGAUUUCCCGUCAGUCUAUUCCCUUGAAGAACAUAUUAUCAAUGUGGACGAACAACCAAUUUUUAACAAAUGAACAAUUCACGUCAAUAGUCAACACAGGCAAAUACUUUUUGUUAAUAGAGGGAGUCAAGUAUGUUAACAUUACUCGAAGUUAAGGGACUUGAUUGCAGUAAAUAAUAUAGUUGAAG